AUGAAAAGGAAGGAAGAUAGAGACGGCUACGCCGGAGAAGAUGAUCAUGAAAUGGGAUCGUCGCCGGCAAUGUUUUCUGGGUAUAACAGAGAGACCGAGAUGCAGGCAAUGGUAUCGGCUCUCACCCAUGUUGUCUCCGGCGGUGGAGAGCCGCCGCCGGAGGAUUUUUCUGUUGACACUUCACCUUCAAGCUCCCGCGAUGAGGAUGAUCAGACAAUUAUGAAAGAAGUAAAAGUAGUAAAUUCAACAUCAACAUCAUCAUCAGAAUCAAAGUAUGUUUAUUAUGCUUCAAUCUCCUCCCCCCAUUCCAUUUCCCAUGGAAGAAAAUACAGAGGAGUGAGACAACGGCCAUGGGGGAAAUGGGCAGCUGAAAUAAGAGAUCCCAUUAAAGCUUCAAGAGUUUGGCUUGGUACAUUCGACACGGCGGAAGCCGCCGCCAUAGCCUACGAUCAAGCCGCUUUAGGUUUCAGAGGAAACAAAGCCAAACUCAAUUUCCCCGAAAAUGUUCGCCUUGUAUCGUCGUCGUCGUCUCCGGUAGGUUCAAUGGCGCCGGUGACCGGAGAUAAUUCUCAAUCUCAGUCUGCCACGUCGUCGUCGUCGUCAAUUGAGUAUUGGGGUCCACCUCCACCGCCGGUGAACAAUCAGUCUGCCAUGUCAUUCAAACCACAGCCGCAUUUUCAAUUCGGGCGGGCGGACGGCCACGUGGAGUGUUUGUCUGAUAUGACGUGGUCAAAUUCUGGACAUCAGUCAACUCCUUGAACAGAGCAUUACCGUAGC
This is a messenger RNA of Impatiens glandulifera, 777 nucleotides long. RefSeq names its product ethylene-responsive transcription factor ABR1-like. Gene Ontology annotation, molecular function: DNA-binding transcription factor activity; DNA binding. NCBI's taxonomy places the organism in Eukaryota, Viridiplantae, Streptophyta, Magnoliopsida, Ericales, Balsaminaceae. Gene Ontology annotation, biological process: ethylene-activated signaling pathway; regulation of DNA-templated transcription. The record is from RefSeq and is a predicted model, not a curated record. The transcript has 2 exons. Bases 1 to 759 code for a protein of 252 amino acids.